Molecule: messenger RNA, 3298 nt
Organism: Dermacentor silvarum
Lineage: Eukaryota; Metazoa; Arthropoda; Arachnida; Ixodida; Ixodidae
Exons: 3
Coding region: 259-762 (167 amino acids)
Source: RefSeq, a predicted model, not a curated record
GUUAAAUAAAUCAUUAGCCAGUUACCCCAAACUACUAAUGAAUUGAAAUUGUGCUUUUCAGGUGAACAGAUAGAGCAAGAAUGGCCACAAAACACACCUCAUUGUUGUGUAGAGAAAAGUAUGCACCUUUUAAAAGAUAUGAAUGCAGUUUUCAGUAAAAUGGGUUGCUUAAAAUGUUCUUGAACGCUACUGAGGUUUAGUAGCGUUUAUUUACUAUAUUUUUCAGACUUCCAGCGGCAUGUACUAUGACUGCUGAACAUGCUUCGCUACAUGCUGGAACAAGUGGACACCCUGAACAAGUGCGAUAUACUACCUACUUCUUCACUCACCGAAUGCGGAGAUCUCUUAGGCCAUCCACUAAGCAGUCUUGCAGAACUACAAGAGUUUGACGACAAGCUCGAUGCUGGAAAAUUUAAGAUCCUGGUUCAUGAGUUGGCACAGCUCGGUGGGAAAGAUGCCUACUGGGCAGCAAAAAGAAUCUUGUCAUACUGCUUCACGGACGAGGUUGCGGCACAAUUUUCCUGGAUGGGUCGAAAAGGAAAACUGAGCUUCUCCGCCUUGAAGAUUGCUAAAGCCAUAGCAGAUGCUGCUCGCAAAGCGCCAAACACAACUGCUGCUGACGUUGAGGCCUCUAUCAAAUCAUUGCUCCGGGCCGGCAUGCCCCCGAGCACCUUGCCACCAAGUUUCAAAAGUCAAAGCAAGGACAACUUGAGCAGGCAGCAGGUAAUGGAAUUCAGAUUGUGGCAUCAUGUAAAAUCCUGAACAGUGCACAAAAAUUUAUGUUGUGCCUGUAUUCCUAAUGUGUAAGUGUUCUAAGCAGUCGAUAUGGUGAAAUCUGUGUUGAGCUUGUGACCUACUUUUAUACUCUUUGUAUUACCUUCUGCCAGGCUCCCGUACAAUGCACAAACUGGCUCGGAAGAAAGGCCCUUAAGUUCCUUGCUUGUUUUACCAUCUUUGUUGCUGCCCUUGUCCACCUGUUUGUCCUUGUUCUUAGUCGUGUAGAAAUGUAUGUUCCCACUUUACAGCCGACUGAAACCAUGCUAAUGAGAUGUUACACAGUAGACACCCAUAAAAAUGCCAUUUCACAAGUAGCUUCUGACAAUCGACUUUGUCAUGACAUGUUUGCUGUUUCAGAUACUGACUCAAACUGUCACCACGGCAGAGGGUCCAAGGCAUCUAGCUUCCAAUUCCCUACUCAUUCUAUGGAUAUUGAUGGCAGCAGACAGCACAUGGCAAAGACAAGGACCAUGCACUGUUGGCAACCAGCUCAACCACACUUCAUGGUGGUAUUUCUCAACUGGUGUGCCACCUCCACACUUCAGUAUAGUACCUUUUCUUUAAAAAAUGUGAAGGGUGCUUUCACAAUUCGUGUUUUGCAGGUGGCAUCCACUUUAGGCAUUUGGGGUUAUGUGCAACAUAGUGUUUCUUUUUAUUUGAUGAAUAAUUUUUUUAAAGAUUCAGCUGAUCUCCAGGACAUCGCAAGUUCGACUUUUGACUUAUGUGCUUAGUGUAGUGUAUCUGUUAUCCACUGCUAUUGUGAUCUGCAAAGUCAUGUGCAGUUUCCGUUGCAUUGUUACCAAGUGAUUUGGAGACUGUUGCAGACAUAUGAGAUAGGUGAAAAUGUCUAGUCAGCUGUAAAAGCUGUACAGGUGCAGUUUAUGCGUAUUGCCCACUCUUGUGGAACACGCGGUAACUCUCCCUGCAUUGCUGCUUUCUGUACCUGCCUUGAGGCAGGAACACAAGCUUAUGCUAGAGCCACUUUGGAACCUGCUUGCAUUCCAGGAAACGAAGGCAACUUUACAUUUUUUACUUAAAAGCCAGGUAAUUAACUGCCAUGUACUAAAUUGAAUGAUCCAGACCAUAAAAUUCUCUUUUUGCUUAAUUUGAGCAAGGAUGGGAAACCAGUAAGUGCAAAUUUUUAAAUAGGAUUUUAAGCUAAAUAUUGUUGUUCCAGUAUGUAUAUUUACCCUUUGUAACAGUUUCUAGCACUUUGAGGCAGUAUCUGUGUUAUGUUUUUCUACCAAACUCUUCAAUGCAGAGUUCUGUAUUUCUAAGUAAGUAAUUUCAUACUCGAGAAGGUCACGUUUUUUUUUUUUUUUUGAAACUACUGACAGAGCAUUGUUCUGCAGUUGUGCACAUAGUGAAGUUCACGGUUUUUUGUUUGCACUGUUGACUGGGUUUAAUGUUCAGAUAUUGUGAAAAUAGUUUUAUAAGUUAAAUUCUCGUGCUGCAGCUGUAUUGUAACAUGCUAAUAUAUCCCUGAACUGCUUUGCAGAGCUUAGGAUACUACAGAAUCACUCCCUAAAGUGUAAUUAGUGGCUGUAUUGUGAUAACUGAAGCACUUUAAUGAUUGCAAGCUCAACAGCUCCUACAUCACUUGUUCUCUGUUGCAAAUGAUGUUGUGGUACAUUUUUAUUUUUACCAAUACUGAUGGUAAACUUCUUUAUUCAACUUCUCUUCCUAUAUAAUGCAGUAUUUCCCAUUUAUGAGUGGCAGUGGCUGCAUUUUUUUGAGGAAGUGUGUAGUUCCGUUUAUUAUGCUGAAACAAGGUGGCCUGUGUGCAAUUAUGUAUAUAUUUAAUGCAGUCUAGUCAGAUUCUCUAAGCUAAUGAUGUGCUUGGCCCACAUGUCCCAGCUAUGCUUGGUUUUCUUGGUUUUUCUUAAUUUUAUGUCAUAAAACUGAACUUUUAGAUGUUUUAUGCCCUCACUUUGUAAUAGCGUUGAUGCAGCAGAGUCUCUGGUCUUUAUGUUGGAAUUUAUGUCUUAAUAUGUUUUUAGAUGUGUCUCAUGCAGUCAUCUUUUAGAUGCUUUAGAAGUUAAUUUGCAUAUGUAGAAGCCAUUGAAUGUUAGCCAUGUCCACUUGUACGGAUAUUGUUGUGCUUGGCGAGAAUAACGGCUGUGACAGAUUGAUGGCAUUAUCUUUCUGUGAAUGAAAGUGCCCUUAUUUAUUGUUUCUGGUGGCAAGAGACAAGUCUCUCAUCAUAUUGUGCUGUGCAGUUGUAUACUUUUAGUACUUGGUGUUGUCUUUGUGUUAGGUUUACAAAAUUAUACUUUCCUAGAAAAUGUGUAAAGAUUUGAGUUGAUCUGCUGAUCACCCCCGAAAUUUCGCGUUUUUUUCCGACUCGCUAUAGCUGGUGACACUACAUCCACUUGCAGGCUAUUGGACUUAAGCAUUGGAGAUACGCUUUGCAGUGCUUGUUCUGUGGAUGCAGGAGCUCUUGUACUGUGAUAACACAAGACCAAAGCCCACUGUCUUUUGCUUGUUUUUUCUUUACUGUGAAUGAAAAUGAAAGCUGUAA